This is a messenger RNA of Anopheles cruzii, 1171 nucleotides long. RefSeq names its product SWI/SNF-related matrix-associated actin-dependent regulator of chromatin subfamily B member 1 (gene Snr1). Gene Ontology annotation, molecular function: transcription coregulator activity. Gene Ontology annotation, biological process: regulation of transcription by RNA polymerase II; chromatin remodeling. The record is from RefSeq and is a predicted model, not a curated record. The transcript has 2 exons. Lineage: Eukaryota; Metazoa; Arthropoda; Insecta; Diptera; Culicidae. The coding region runs from base 58 to 1167 and encodes 369 amino acids. Gene Ontology annotation, cellular component: nuclear chromosome; nucleus.
UCGGGAACGCCAGAUUUGCGGCUUGGUGUUUUGGUUUCUAAUUCCUUCCGGCACACGAUGGCACUAAAAACGUAUGGCGAUAAACCGAUCAGCUUUCAGGUGGAGGAGAAUGGCGAGUACUACUGCGUUGGGUCGGAGGUGGGCAAUUACUUGCGCCUGUUCCGGGGCAGUUUGUACAAGAAGUACCCCGGGAUGGCGCGCCGUUUGCUGACGAACGAGGAGCGCAAACGGCUGCUAGACUCGGGCAUCAGUAACCACUUGCUGUCCAGCUCGGUGUCGUUGCUGAAGGCGUCCGAAGUGCAGGACGUGCUCGAUGGCAACGAUGACAAGUAUAAGGCCGUCUCGGUGCACACAUCCGAGCCACCGGCACCGCGGGAGAGCAAGUCGAGCAAGAAGCAACCGCCCUGGGUUCCGACGAUGCCCAACUCGAGCCACCUGGACGCCGUUCCGCAGGCCACGCCGAUCAAUCGGAAUCGGGUGUACAACAAAAAGGUGCGCACCUUUCCGAUGUGCUUCGACGACACGGACCCGACGCUCAACGUGGAGAACGCCUCGCAGACGGAAAUCCUGGUGCCGAUACGGUUGGACAUGGAAAUCGAGGGCCAGAAGCUGCGGGACACGUUCACGUGGAAUCGCAACGAGUCCAUGAUAACGCCGGAGCAGUUUGCCGAGGUGCUGUGCGAUGACCUCGACCUCAACCCGACUCCGUUCGUGCCGGCCAUAGCGGCCGCCAUUCGGCAGCAGAUUGAAGCGUAUCCCAUCGAACCGGUCCUGCUGGAGGAAGGCUCGGACCAGCGGGUGCUGGUGAAGCUGAACAUACACGUCGGCAACACGUCCCUCGUCGAUCAGGUCGAGUGGGACAUGGCCGAGAAGGAGAACAACCCGGAGGAGUUUGCCAUCAAGCUGUGCGCGGAGCUCGGCCUGGGGGGAGAGUUCGUUACCGCCAUCUCGUACUCGAUCCGCGGGCAACUCUCGUGGCACCAGCGCACGUACGCGUACAGCGAAACCCCACUGGCCACGGUCGAGGUGCCGUUCCGUACACCGAGCGAAGCGGACCAAUGGGCACCGUUCCUCGAGACGCUCACCGAUGCCGAGAUGGAAAAGAAGAUCCGCGACCAGGACCGAAACACGCGGCGCAUGCGUCGUUUGGCCAACACUUUUACUUAGGCUU